This is a messenger RNA of Closterium sp. NIES-67, 1509 nucleotides long. Lineage: Eukaryota; Viridiplantae; Streptophyta; Zygnematophyceae; Desmidiales; Closteriaceae. The record is from the annotation of a GenBank genome assembly.
AGGGAGCUUGAGAUUCCAGAUUUCCCUGCUGGCGCAGGUGGACCUCCCAGUGGGCUGCCAGUGGUGGGCUUUCCUGCUGAGCAGGUUUCUUGGUGGAUCCGUGGCUUGAAAUCGCAGCCAAGAGAUUCCCUUCCCAGCGGCGAUUUCACAUCCCUUCAGUUCGUCGGAUUAUCGCCGGCUUAGUCCUCUCGCCUGCGUCGUUCGGCGUGCUGCGGUGAACACUCGCCGCCGCGGUUCAGCAGGACGCGGUUCGCCAUAGUGCAGAUUUGCCGUGCCGCGAUCUGGACAAGCCAGUUGCGCAUUCUCGCGGCCGGAUUUGCACAUCUCGCGGCGCAUUGCACGGAGAGGGAAGCAUGGCGCGUAUGCGCGGAUCCGCGUCGAUCCAAGUGCUGCUCGUUCUCCUCGCGCUGCUCGUCUCGCCAUCUCUAGCCAAGACCCCGUCGCCUCCCCCUCCCAAGAAAUCCCCGCCCUCUCCGCCGCCAGUACCGGCGCCUUCUCCGGCGCCCAUUCCUUCCCCCGCCCCAACCCCCGCGCCUUCCCCAACUCCCGCACCCUCCCCAACGCCCGCACCCGCGCCCGCCUCUAUCGCUCCGCCCAUUCCUCCCCCUGUCCUCGCCCCGCAACCCGCACCCACACCCGCUCCCACCCCGUCUGCCCCCCCCGUUCCCCCUCCCGCGCCUCCCCCCGAGAUCUCCCCGCCAGUGGCUCCCCCGGUUCUUCCCCCCGCGCCGCCGCCAGUUGUCGGAGCCCCGCCAGAAAUCCCCCCACGGGAUGCCGCUCCUCCCUCGGAGGCAGGGCGCGGGGAAGCCCCUCCGCCAGAGGCAGGGCGCGGGGAAGCCCCUCCGCCAGAGGCAGGGCGCGGGGAAGCCCCUUCGCCAGAGGCAGGGCGCGGGGAAGCCCCUCCGCCAGAGCCAGGGCGCGGGGAAGCCCCGCAGCCGGCGCUGUUUCCCCCGCCGCAGGGUGUGCAGGGGAAUGACUACAUGCCCGUCGAUGACUACGCCGAUUUCGUGCGCUCGCUGACUCCGCCGCCUCCGCCGGCGCCCGCGCCGUCGAGCGGGCUGAGCGGAGGCGCGAUCGCGGGAGCGGUGAUCGGAGUGAUUCUGGGAGUCGGCGUUCUGGCGUUCGUCAUCUGGAUCUGCGUUCAGCGGUCGCGAAAUGCCGCUCGUACUGCGGGGCGCGGCGGUUACGGCGACGUGAACUUGUAACUCUUUCGUUUCGCUGAGCUUCGCGGAGGGUGUCGCGAAUCGAGAAAUGCCCCGUUAUGAGAUUCUUCGUUUGGUGGCAUUGUGUUCGGAUCGUCGAAAUGAAAAACAGUGAGUUGCGGCACGGGUGUAGUGCCGUCCUGGAUUCAUUCGGAACGAAGCAGCGUCAGAUCUGCUUGUAGCGGGUAUUUCUAGUGGUGGGACAUUUCUAGUGUGACAUUGCUAGUGGGAUAUUGUUUACUGUAGCUUCGCAGGUAUUUUCGUUGUCGUGUGCCCUGCUGAACAUCAAAGUCAAAAUUCAAGUGUU